UUUUGUAAAGCAAACAUCUUAUUAGCAUUGUAUUAAGUGCGAAUGCGAAUGAACUGAUCAUUUCAGGUAUAUUCAACUAUAUUCAGUGCGAAUGAACUGAUUAUUUCCAUCGACAAGCAUAAAUGUGUUUUAUAGGUAAUUAUGAAUGACGUAAUAUAAACAUAACGUGCCUUCGAGAAUGUGAUGAAGGCAAAAAUAUUCAUAUAAGUAGGAAUUAUUUUUAAUAAUUUUUAAUAAUUUGAAAAAGUACGAAAUUUUGAAUUUGUUUGAUUGGGUCAGAUUUUUACUUGUUUUUGCAUAAAACAUCUUCAAGUACGAAGGAAACAAAUUAUUUAUGACAUGAUCGUGAUGGCGCCAGGAGUGGGUGUCAAUUAAAGCAGUUUUUUGUUAAAGAACCGCAUAGCAUGAAAAAAUUUAAUCUAUUAACCCACGGCAACUGACUGAAAAGAAGCGUUUUUCAUAGUGUGCGUGUAAAGAAUAAUAAUUAAAGUUGAAUUGAUAUCAAACCAAGUUAUAUUGAUGUAGGUUUUCAGGUUCAGUGAAGAACUUUCAAACAAACAGAUUUGCGAAUGACUCUGGGAAGCCCAUUUUUUUAAAGUUUGCAGCGGAUAUGGUUUGUAGAUGACUUUUUUCAGGAAAUUUCGUUUUCGUUUUAAUCCUUUGUGUCACUGACAUGAAUGGAGGUUGUACUGACACGGCGGGAGUUACAUUCUACAAAAGUCAAACUGAAAAUACAAAGAUAGCCACUUACUUCUGCUUAAACUUUGUCACAACCAAUACUCAACUAUCUCUGACUUUCCAUCUCACUAAAAAGACGAACACAACUUUGACAUGAGCACAUACCGAAUUGGGCAUUUUAUCACUCUUUUCCAGUUUUAUCAUUUUUUUGCAUUCAUACAAUACAUGUCAUGCAAAUCUUACACAGUCUGUAGAACAAACUGUCACUCAAUAUGAUAAUUUACAAAAUAUCAUUGUUGCUACUUUUAUUUCUUUAGUAAUUUUAUAUUUUACUCUGUAAAAGUUAGUCCAAUUGCGAUAGACUAACGGUAAUAGUGUUCUACAUUACAAACAAGCAAAAUAUGAUUCAUAUAAACCCAUCGUUCAAACCUUUAGUCUAAUCUCAAGUUCAUUAAUACUGGUGUUACAGCCAUAUGUUGGUUAGUAGAUAUAAUGAGGAUAAAUAUUGCGUAUGGACACAACAGGAUGCUACAAUGGGCACUGCUGAAACAAAUGGAUGAGGAAAUGCUUUCACAUAGAUAUUAAGCGAUGGACGUAGCUACAAAAAUAUUGAUAAUUAUAUAAAAGCAAGUUGCAAUAGUGUUAUUUAGCGAUAUAAAGUCAUUUUAAAAUGUCUAGACGUAUGAUCAUCAACCCGUACAGUAACACAAUAACCGACACUCCACCAUUUCCGAAUUCAUCUAAUUACAAAGGCGACAAACGCCCUCGCGUAUCCCCUCUUUCAAUUUUCAAAGUUUGAAAAGCAUAAAAAGAGUGAUUAGCAUUUUAAAAUGUUUCUCAAAGUAUUCUUUGGUGAAAUUCUUAUACGGCAGUGAUCAACGGGAUUUUUAGUUGCAUGUCAGUAAUACAUAUUCAUGUAGAUAAACGCUUUUUAAUGUGUGUAUGCAAAUUACAGUAGGAUAUUUUUUAGAGCGCUAUGCGUUUUAAAAGAUGUGAACAUCUUUAGCCAAUAUGAUGAUUGUUUGAAUUGUUUUAUUACGCGAUAAGACUAAAAUUGCUAAUAAAAACACUGACUAAAAAAAACGACUCCCACAGCAUCGAUGACAAAACCCCAUUCCAGCUGAAAAAAAGCUUUUGCGUGGAGACAAACACAAUGACAAUGACGUGUAUUCAAAAACAUCGGACGUUUUUUAUACAUCGUUAAAUGAAGCGUCGUUUUUUAAAACCACAGUCGUUAUCCGUAAAUUCAACGCAAGGCAUCUUGGCUUUCAUUGAUAAAUGGCUAAUGUUCGGUAAUGUUGUAAUAUUCUCGAUGGCAAAGAUAAAUGAAUAGGAAUCCUCGACACACGAGCGGACUCCACGACAAACCAAGCACUUUAAGUGCUAUUUCAUUUCAUUGUUUAUUCUUUAGACUGUCACUAAAUCGUAUUUUUGUAAUCUGAUAUAUUUUGUUGUUCUCUCGUAAAAUCGAAGUUCUUUAAAGUAUAAACACUUUUAAAAUGAAAACGCUUAUUUUAAUCCAGCAUUUUAUGUACAAAUAACAUAACUUGCCGGUUAAAGGAGGCUAUAUUCGUGUUUCAUAAGUCAAUUAUAAUCAAGAAGACAUGUUAGACAAGGUCAUAGCGAUCGCGAGUUCUUUAUUUGUUGUCGAAGCUCUAUUGCAGGCGAACCCAGACAUUACCAGCGACGCUUAUCAUGGGGAAAGUUCUGAAGGGGCUACUUUUGUCCCAGAAAGUAUGGCAAAUGAGGUUAUGGAGCGAGAAGUGUUGCUUAUUCAUCGUUGUAAUGUGAAAGCUGACUUGCUGCACUAUUUUGAAAAAGAUGAUAUUUUAAAGAAGUGUAUGGAUGUCAAGAUGAUAGAUUCCAGAGGUGUCGAGGAAAAGGGCGAAGGAGUUGGCGUUGUCAGAUUGUCUCUUCUUUCUCAUUUCUUUUGGGCAAUGUUUUCAAUACUUCAAAGUUAUAAAUCCUCGAUCAAUUUUGGUUAUCUCAAUCAAAUCACUAUCAAGUAAAUCCCAUCCGCAGUAGUAACCAUGCAAAGGAUCUUGAGUGUGUUUUAUUAAUCUGUCAUAUAAGUCAUUCCAACCUCGAUAGAAGUUUACACUUCCAUCUUGACGACGUUGAAACACAGUCCAACCUCCACCAGAUGACUUCAUAUCACAAAAGACACUGAAUGUACCCUGGCCAUCAGGAUCAAUUUCAUAAACUCCGUUCUUUUUUUCACCUUUUUUGUAAAGAUCUGCACAGUCUUUUUCCUGAAAAAAAGUUUAUUAAAAAAGCUAUUGCAUUGUACGUCUUACGGGAUUUGUAACUCAUUAAACCUAUAAGCAAAUUGUUACACAACUUUUCUGCGCAUAGAUCCAUUGUGCUAAAUAAAUAUUUUGUACAUUCUA
Xenia sp. Carnegie-2017 is the source of this 3068-nucleotide messenger RNA. RefSeq lists its product as uncharacterized. Lineage: Eukaryota; Metazoa; Cnidaria; Anthozoa; Malacalcyonacea; Xeniidae. The coding region runs from base 2283 to 2687 and encodes 134 amino acids. The transcript is spliced from 6 exons. The record is from RefSeq and is a predicted model, not a curated record.